GGUGGCAGCUUGACUUGGAAGGCGCAAACAACCCGGACUGCUGGACGGUUAAGGCCGCAGUCAGGGUUAUAGGUGGUUAUCUAAAGAUUUGUGAGGUCGACUUAUAAUUCUACAACCGACUCAAAGGUCGAAAACGAUGAGUCCGAACAACGUCAUGAGUACUCAGCGUUCCAAUCCAUCACGGGUGCAAGCUGUUCGAGAAUAUCCCAAGUCUGGCGCCGAAAAUCUGAUUCAACGAUUCAAUUGCUUUCAACAUGCCAAUAUUCUGUCAUCUCGGGACUGCUACAUAGACUCAAACCAUCUGUAUGCUUUCGUUGAUGAUUUUCCGCUCACAUUGGGGAACCUUGUUUCUGCCCCGGGCAUAUAUCCUACGGAGGUAGAAAUGGCUGCAAUAAUGUCGCAAAUUCUCGAUGACCUAUGCUAUCUCGGUAGUUUUGGGCUCUCGCAUCCAUCUUUGUCGUGUCGUGAAAUCCUACUCGGCAUAGAUGGAAGAAUAAAGAUCGCCUGUUUGGAUCAGUGCUUGGAGUGUUCGCCAACUGAGUCUCAAACCAAAUAUCUCAGAGCUCUUCCCGCCAUAACUAUGGAGCUUAUGCAAAAGUACGAAAAAGACGCAGGGGUUGCGGGAGUCGACGAUUUUGAACCGUUGGCCAGUUGGCUCAGAUACUUUCGGCUUCUUAUCUGCAGCUUCAACGAAGUCGUUAGCAUCUCUGAGAAUGCACUCCCUUGUUGCUUCGAGAUAUCGACCCACUGAUGACCUCGUCAUGCUCGCGCGAGCCAUUUUGUGCGCCGGAGCUGCUACCUAUACGUAUGAAAAAGGGCCGUAAGUCUCACCAAAAAGGCUGCUUCUAGGAAGGGUAUUCGCCAAAGAGGAGAAGGACCACCAACAGGGUGAAAAGCGGAAAUAUA
Aspergillus glaucus CBS 516.65 is the source of this 906-nucleotide messenger RNA. RefSeq lists its product as uncharacterized. NCBI's taxonomy places the organism in Eukaryota, Fungi, Ascomycota, Eurotiomycetes, Eurotiales, Aspergillaceae. The coding region runs from base 137 to 751 and encodes 204 amino acids. The transcript is spliced from 5 exons. The record is from RefSeq and is a predicted model, not a curated record.